Molecule: messenger RNA, 1093 nt
Organism: Cucurbita pepo subsp. pepo (vegetable marrow)
Lineage: Eukaryota; Viridiplantae; Streptophyta; Magnoliopsida; Cucurbitales; Cucurbitaceae
Product: magnesium dechelatase SGRL, chloroplastic-like
Source: RefSeq, a predicted model, not a curated record
UGUGUGGAGGGAGAUGGGCGGACUUGGAUUUUGGGCCAACGCGAAGGUCUUUGAAUCAUUGUCCACAUGAGCGACUGCAAACCAGACGACAAUGGCUGCCUCUGGUUCUGAUUCUGAAUCUGAUUUUGAAAGAUGAAGGUGAAGAAGAAGAGCCGUAAGUUGUUAUGCGUCGUCUUCCAUGGCUUUUCAGUGUGCUUCUUACUCUGUUCUUCGAUUGCCAGCCAAGCCUAAGUUCGAAUUUGUUGUGAGGAAGAAGCCUGUUGUUCUGUGUUCUUCUUUUCGUAGGACUCAGGCUUCUUACAAUACUCUCGUCUCUGAGGCUGUUAGGAUAUUGGUUCCUCCAGCAAGAUUUGAAGCUUCAAAGCUAAAAGUUGAAUUCAGUAGAGAGGUGAAGAAGUGUGCAGGGAUCAUCCCAAGAACAUACAUACUAUCACACUGUGACUUCACUGCUAAUCUCACCUUAACCAUCUCUGAUGUUAUCAACCUUGAUCAGUUGAGAGGGUGGUACAACAAGGAUGAUGUGGUUGCUGAGUGGAAGAAAGUAAAGGAUGAAAUGUGUCUUCAUGUUCAUUGCUAUGUCAGCGGUCCUAAUUCUUUGCUCGACCUUGCUGCAGAGUUUAGAUACCACAUUUUCUCCAAAGAAUUGCCUCUUGUGCUUGAAUCUGUCCUGUAUGGAGAUUCAAUAUUGUUUGGGGAGAAUCCUGAGCUGCUAGAUGCCUUGGUCAGGGUAUAUUUUCAUUCUAGCUCGCCGAAGUACAAUAGACUCGAAUGCUGGGGGCCACUCAAGGAUGCUGUACUGGGGAGGCAUCAUCAUAUGCAAGGGCUUCUAAGGGGUAGCAAGGACGUGCCCUCUCCUAAAAAGUUGAGUAGCCCAAAAUCAAUCUUUCAAGCUCUCUUUGCCUUCAUUAUCUGUACUGCAUUGCAUAAACUGGUGAACUGAUAAACUGCUUAUCUCUAAGAAACUGCUGUCUUAAUAAGUUUUAUUCUCCAUUUAAUGCAAUUUCUUUGUGGAAGGAGCAAAAGAGUACUCUUGUUCUGUUGAAUGUAUGAAUCACUUUAUUCUUUGACCAAUAAAGGCAUAUUUGUUCCUGCA